This is a messenger RNA of Lactuca virosa, 1587 nucleotides long. The record is from the annotation of a GenBank genome assembly. NCBI's taxonomy places the organism in Eukaryota, Viridiplantae, Streptophyta, Magnoliopsida, Asterales, Asteraceae.
UCUGGACUCCGGAGAUAAAACCAACGAUGAAUCAGGGCUUAGUUCGGAUACUCCGCCCCACACGCAACAUAUCCUGCGCUUUCACGAACCUUCCGGUGCGGAAUCAUAUCCGAUGGAUCAACACAUACUCUACGAUGAAGUUUUAGUAAACGGCAGCAAAACAGCACUCACUUUGUCCGCCGAUGGGAUACUCCAGUGGUACGAUCACCAGAAUGUUCUUCAAUGCCUCUCCGUCGAGAAAGAAGUUCUCGGAGUGUCAAUAGUUGGGCAACAGAUCAUAAUUAGGUCAUUCGUUGAGACCGAAGGUGGCGGAUUUUGCUUUGGAAGUAGCACAAGGAAUUUGGUGAGGAAGAGCUUCGUCUUCGAGCCUUUGUCGGAGGAUUCGCGACUGAAUUUGUGCGAGAAGAUUCAAGGAUACGUUGACUCAUUAGGUCGACCAAAGAAGCUGUUUGUAUUUGUUAACCCUUUUGGAGGAAGGAGAUCUGCUUCCAAGGUUUUCACUGAUGAUGUAAAACCUAUACUCGAUGAUGCUAAUAUCGAAUAUACUUUACAAGAAACUAAAUAUCAGCUUCAUGCGAAGGAAGUUUCUCAUACAUUGGAUCUUACAAAGUAUGAUGGUAUUAUUUGUGUUAGUGGAGAUGGGAUAUUGGUUGAGGUUGUUAAUGGAUUGCUUGAAAGAGAAGACUGGGAAGCAGCACUAAAGAUGGCUAUUGGAGUUAUACCUGCAGGUACUGGAAAUGGCAUGAUAAAAUCUCUUCUAGAUUCUGUUGGUCAACCAUGUACAGCUGCUUUUGCUAUGCUAGCUACAAUCCGAGGGCAUAAACGAUCUCUUGAUGUAGCCACUAUUUGGCAAGGGGAGACAAAGUUUUUUAGUGUCUUGAUGCUUGCAUGGGGUCUGAUAGCAGAUGUAGAUAUCGAGUCUGAGCAGUAUCGAUGGAUGGGAAGUGCUCGAAUGGAUUUCUAUGGUCUUCAAAGGAUUAUAAGAUUAAGAAAAUACAACGGGUGUAUUUCAUUUGUGCCAGCUCCUGGAUUUGAAGAUGUAGGAGAGGCAAGCAGUUUGGGUGUUGAGUCCAUGUCCAUGGAACCUCCUAUCACCCAACAACAUGGUUACCAUGGCCCUAAGGUUGAUUUAGGGAAUUCAAUCUGGAGAAAGGUUAAUGGUCCUUUUAUUUCCAUUUGGCUUCACAAUGUUCCUUGGGGUGCUGAAAACACCAUGGCUGCACCCAAUGCCAAGUUUGAUGAUGGUUAUCUAGACUUGAUUGUAAUGCGUGAUUGCCCAAAAUUAGCCUUGAUAUCCUUAAUGUCUGAAAUGAGUAAUGGCCAUUACGUAAAAUCACCACACGUUUUGUAUAUCAAGGUGAAGGCGGUUGUGUUGGAGCCUGGUUCGAGGACAAGUGAUUCAACAAAGGAGGGAAUCCUUGAUUCCGAUGGUGAGGUUUUGGCAAGAGGUAAGGGAACAUACAAGUGUCACUUAAAGUCUUUAAUGGUUUAUGACAAGUUGCAAAUAGUUGUGGAUCAAGGUUUGGCCACAUUGUUUACGCCUAUUUGAAUCUGUAUUAUUAAUAUUAUUAUUUGUUUUUCUCACAU